AGUUUCAAGUGCGUGGCUGCGCCGGACACCGAGAAACCCACCUCUUACACGACCAAAGUUCCUCGCAACGCAAAUAUGACAAAGCUUCAAGCUGGUUAUCUGUUCCCAGAGAUUGCAAGAAGAAGAUCAGCGCACAUGUUGAAAUAUCCUGAUGCACAAGUGAUCAGCCUUGGUAUUGGUGACACUACUGAACCCAUUCCUCCAGUUAUUGCUUCCGCAAUGGCUAAGAGAGCACAAGGAUUAUCAACAUUUGAGGGUUACAGUGGUUAUGGAGCUGAGCAAGGUGAAAAGAGACUUAGAGCUGCAAUUGCAUCGACAUAUUAUGAUGGACUUGGUAUUGAAGAAACUGAUAUAUUUGUCUCAGACGGAGCAAAAUGUGAUAUUUCACGUCUUCAGCUUCUUUUUGGUGCCAAUGUGACAACAGCAGUGCAAGAUCCAUCAUAUCCUGCAUAUGUAGAUUCAAGUGUUAUUAUGGGGCAAACUGGCAUAUUCAAGAAGGAUAUAGAAAAAUAUGGGAACAUAGAGUACAUGAGAUGCACACCCGAGAAUGGUUUCUUUCCUGAUUUAUCCACUGUUAAAAGAACAGAUGUAAUCUUCUUUUGUUCACCAAACAAUCCAACUGGCGCAGCAGCUUCUAGAGAGCAGUUGACACGAUUGGUUCAGUUUGCUAAGGACAAUGGAUCUAUCAUAGUUUAUGACUCAGCAUAUGCUAUGUACAUAUCAGAUGACAGUCCACGAUCUAUCUUUGAAAUUCCCGGAGCAAAAGAGGUUGCAGUUGAGACAGCAUCUUUUUUGAAAUAUGCUGGCUUUACUGGUGUUCGACUAGGUUGGACAGUGAUUCCUAAGGAACUGCUGUUCUCUGAUGGAUCUCCUGUUGCCAAGGACUUCAAUCUCAUAGUUUGCACCGGCUCUAAUGGUGCAUCUAAUAUUUCUCAAGCUGGGGGUCUAGCUUGUCUUUCUUCAGAGGGUCUCAAGGCCAUGACCGACGUUGUCAAUUUCUACAAAGAGAACACUCAGAUAAUUGUCGACACGUUCGCUUCUCUCGGGUUCAAUGCGUAUGGUGGGCUAAAUGCUCCUUAUGUGUGGGUUCGUUUUCCGGGUAAGAGCUCUUGGGAUGUGUUUGCCGAGAUUCUCGAAAAGACUCACCUCGUCACAACACCAGGCAGCGGGUUCGGACCUGGUGGUGAAGGGUUCGUUAGAGUUAGCGCCUUUGGUCACCGGGAGAAUGUCGUUGAAGCCUGUAAAAGAUUACAGCAGCUCUACAGGUGAGCAAGUUCCAUAUGUCCUCCUAUGUUUCCUCUCUUGAUGUUGUUGAAAAGUAUCAGUUUUGAUGUAUAUAUGUUAGGCUAGGUGAGCUUCUACUGGCCAUUUCUCUUGUGAGAAUAGAAAUUAAUGGACAUUUCUCUUAUGAGAAUAGAAAUGGACAUUUCUCUUGUGAGAAUAGAAAUGGACGUACCGUGAGAAGAAUUUUUUUCCAAGGGAUACUGUUUAUUUAUGGGUCUACAUCAGAGUUUUGUGCCUUCGUAUUCUUCUACGUUAGAUGUGUGUUGUCUACUUUGUGUUUGGCAUUUCUCAUAGAACUAUAAACUAGUUUGCAC
Asparagus officinalis (garden asparagus) is the source of this 1598-nucleotide messenger RNA. RefSeq names its product probable LL-diaminopimelate aminotransferase, chloroplastic. The transcript is spliced from 9 exons. Gene Ontology annotation, molecular function: L,L-diaminopimelate:2-oxoglutarate transaminase activity; pyridoxal phosphate binding. NCBI's taxonomy places the organism in Eukaryota, Viridiplantae, Streptophyta, Magnoliopsida, Asparagales, Asparagaceae. The annotation marks the transcript as partial. Gene Ontology annotation, cellular component: chloroplast. The record is from RefSeq and is a predicted model, not a curated record.